Molecule: messenger RNA, 1106 nt
Organism: Tripterygium wilfordii
Lineage: Eukaryota; Viridiplantae; Streptophyta; Magnoliopsida; Celastrales; Celastraceae
Product: tropinone reductase homolog At5g06060-like
Exons: 5
Coding region: 111-917 (268 amino acids)
Molecular function (GO): oxidoreductase activity
Source: RefSeq, a predicted model, not a curated record
UACGGUACGCCAAUUCUGUAUAUCAGAGUUCCAAGUUACAGAUAAGAAUCAAAGACGAGCAUAGCAGAAAAGCAAAGGAAGAGGUCAACAGAUUGAACAAGGAAACGAUCAUGGCAAAGUCAGAAAGCAGUUUCAAUGACUCCAGAUGGUCUCUCAAGGGAAUGACUGGUCUCGUCACUGGUGGCACUCGUGGAAUCGGGCAUGCGGUGGUUGAGGAACUGGCAGGGCUAGGGGCGACCGUACACACCUGCUCAAGAAAUGAGACAGAGCUCAAAAAGUGCUUAAAGGAGUGGGAAGGUAAGGGCUUUGUGGUCACUGGGUCGGUGUGUGAUGUUUCUUUCAGAGCCCAGAGAGAGAAGCUGAUGGAGGAAGUGAGUUCUGUUUUCAAUGGCAAGCUCAACAUACUUGUGAAUAAUGUUGGGACAAAUAUCAGGAAGCGAACUACAGAAUACUCUGCCGAGGAAUUUUCAUAUCUAAUGGCUACCAACUUGGAAUCUGCAUAUCAUUUUUGUCAACUCACAUAUCCUCUCAUAAAAGCAGCUGGUGUAGGAAGCAUUGUGUUCAUUUCCUCUGUUGCUGGUCUUAUAGAUAUAGGUAGCGGAUCCAUUUAUGGGGCAGCAAAAGGUGCAAUUAAUCAACUUACAAAAAAUUUGGCUUGUGAGUGGGCAAAAGACAAUAUCAGGACUAAUUGUGUUGCACCCUGGUACAUAAGAACCUCGCUUGUGGAACAUCUGCUUGAUAAGAAAGAGUUUAUGGAGAAGGUAAUCUCUCGAACUCCUCUUGGACGUGUAGGAGAAGCUGAAGAAAUUUCAUCGGUAGUGGCAUUUCUGUGCACCCCUGCUGCUUCUUACAUCACCGGACAGGUUAUCUCAGUGGAUGGUGGCUUCACAGUGAAUGGAUUCAGCUUCAGCCCCUAGAUUGAACCAACUUAUUGGCAGAGGAGAGGAUUUCAGAUCUUCUCAAUAAGCAGCUCCAAUUCCAAUAUUAUGUGUGUUGUGUUAGAUAGAUCAUAGAUGAGCUGAAGCUAAAAUUGUUUCUGUUUGAGCAUACUUGUGAACAUCUCUUAAUAUCCCAUUUUAUUGCAUGAAUAUGGACCUUUGGUACCA